AUGGCUACCAUGGAUGUGAACGUGAAUCCCACAAACAACAAUAACAAGCGCAAGCGAGGCCCAGACCAAGAUGCAGGUCGUAAUGCGAAGGUUCAAAACACCAACGGAGAGCAAGACGCGUACAGCGCACUACUACAAGGUCUUGAUCCUACGGGUGCAGAGGACGACAGCACUCGAACUGCUCAAGCUGCUCUUGCUGCCCCCAUGAACCAAUCCGCUUAUCCCGAACCACCGGCUUUCGACGGAGCAGCUGCCCUUUCAUCGGCAUUUGACGAGAGUGACUCAUCUGCACUGCCUAAUCUUGGUUCUGCCCAGGCUCUCAUCGACGCUCGUGGCAACCAGGGCAACAAGCCUGCUGUGGGAACACAAGAAUGGCAUCAACAGAGAAAAGACAAUCACAAGGAAGUUGAACGCCGCCGCCGAGAGGUCAUCAAUGAAGGCAUCGAGAAUAUCGCCAAGAUCGUUCCAGGUACUGAGAAGAACAAGGGCGCUAUAUUGCAGCGAACUUGCCAAUACAUCACAGAACUCCAGAACGAAAAAGCCUCACACUUGAAUGAGCGCGCUACCUUCGACGUUGCUCUCAAGGAGUUGACCAAUCGUCUUGAUCGCAUGAAGGAAAGUGCUCGUACUGCCUGGGCGGAAAGCAACAAAUGGCAACAGCGAUGUCGCGAUGCAGGCCUUCACUUCGAUGACUACGAUGAGAGCACUCUGGCUGGUCUCGAGGACGAAGAGCUUGAUCCCAAUACUGUGGUCAGCUGA
Messenger RNA from Exophiala viscosa, 759 nucleotides. RefSeq lists its product as uncharacterized. NCBI's taxonomy places the organism in Eukaryota, Fungi, Ascomycota, Eurotiomycetes, Chaetothyriales, Herpotrichiellaceae. The transcript is spliced from 2 exons. Bases 1 to 759 code for a protein of 252 amino acids. Gene Ontology annotation, cellular component: nucleus. The record is from RefSeq and is a predicted model, not a curated record. Gene Ontology annotation, molecular function: DNA-binding transcription factor activity; protein dimerization activity.